GAUGCAUUUUUUUCUAUGAGUUUACAGUGACACCAAAGACUGCGUAAGAGAUGAGAUUUGAGACACACACCAUCUUUUUUUCACCCUGCUUGUCAAUCCGACUACUUUUUAACACUGGAAAUCAGGAAGCGCUUCAAGAUUCCAUUUACAGUACUGCUUUACGCGCUGCUUUAAACCUCUUCGGACGGAAUUAAUGGUAUUGCUGACUGAAUUAAACACACUUUAAACACCUCAACAAAGAUUUCGGUUGUGAACAGGAUUUAUGCUAGUUCUAAAUAUCAAACGGAUGCUAUUGGCAGCAUGCAAUGAUAUCUGAACAAAAGUGAAAAUGGCUGAUCUGAAAGUCCUCUUCUGUGGUCAAGACAGUGUCCAGACUGAUCACCUUGACUGGUCUCUAAAGCACCAGCAAAGUCAUCACUCAGUGUGUGUAGAUGAAAGGACUGUUUCCAAUGAAGAGUGCUGCCAGGCGUAUCUGGAGGAGAAUGUUAAUGAGGCGAACAGGCUUUCAGAACCAUGGACAGCGACUCUGCCAGUUGGACGACUCUGCAAACUCAAUGAAUGGGGAUUUGAUGAAGAAGUCGAGGUAUGUUACGACGAGCAGUUUGAAACUGCUUUUCCUGGUGUGGCUGACAUUACCAACCAUAAAGACUGCCAGUUGUUAGCUGAGGAGACCAACUAUGACAAACUCAGUUGGAAUUCAUCCAAAGAUCUCCAAGAGGUUGCCCCAGAAUGCUCUCUGCUGUCGGUUGACGAUUUCAUGGUGGAUUCAACGGAAAAGUCAGUGGAUUAUGGAUUUAUAGGAGCUGUAACCUUUUUAGUUACUGGGAUUUCCUUGGUUGUCAUUUCCUAUACAGUCCCACGGGAUGUCAAAGUCAAUCCCGACACCGUUUCUGCUCGGGAGAUGGAACGUUUGGAGAGAGAUAAUGCCCGAGUGGGUGCUCACCUGGACAGGUGUGUGAUUGCAGGAUUGUGCCUCCUCACGCUCGGAGGUGUGGUACUGUCAACCCUGUUGAUGAUCUCCAUGUAUAAAGGGGAGAUGAUCAGGAGACAAGCAUUUGCUUACUCCAAGCACCAAGCCAGACUUUACGGCUCUAUAAAUUUCAGAAGUGGCACCAGCCCAACCAACGCUCCUUCGCUUUUGUCUCUUGAUGACGAUGAAGGUCUUGUUGAAGUCUUGAGUUGAAUCCAACUUUUGCCAGUUCUUAUAACAUUAUAA
Molecule: messenger RNA, 1216 nt
Organism: Danio aesculapii
Lineage: Eukaryota; Metazoa; Chordata; Actinopteri; Cypriniformes; Danionidae
Product: transmembrane protein 74
Exons: 2
Coding region: 329-1183 (284 amino acids)
Source: RefSeq, a predicted model, not a curated record